AUGACUUUAGUGGAAGAGAACCAAGGCAAAGGCAGCCUCAAUGAUGGAGAAAUUACUCCAAAGGCCGAGUCAAUCACUAACAAGGAAUCUCCAAGUUUACAAAGUAUUUCUGAUGACAUUAUUAUCGACAAAACAUGGAAAGAUUACAUCUUUAUCACGAUUUUAUGUUUAUUAGUCGCUUUCGGUGGAUUUGUCUUUGGUUACGAUACCGGUACAAUCUCAGGUUUUGUUAAUAUGCCAGAUUUCGUUGACAGAUUUGGUGAACUUAACGAUUCUGGUGAAAAGUAUUUAUCCGAUGUCCGUACUGGUUUGAUUAUUUCCAUUUUCAACAUUGGUUGUUGCAUUGGUGGUUUAGUGUUUUCAAAAGUUGGUGAUAAGUAUGGAAGAAGAAUUGGAUUGAUGUUUUCCAUGGUUAUUUACGUUAUUGGAAUUGUUAUCCAAAUCACAUCCCUGUCCAAAUGGUACCAAAUCAGUCUUGGCCGUUUUGUCACUGGGUUAUCUGUUGGUACCGUUUCAGUCAUUGCACCAAUGUUCAUCUCCGAAUCCGCACCAAAAUUGUUGAGAGGAACGUUGGUUUGUUGUUUCCAAUUGUGUAUCACAUUGGGUAUUUUCAUUGGAUACGUUACAACUUAUGGUACCAAACAAUUGAACAACUCAAGCCAAUGGAGAAUUCCUUUAGGUUUAUGUUUCCUUUGGGCUAUUUUCAUGACUAUUGGUAUGUUGUUUAUGCCUGAAUCUCCAAGAUAUUUGGUUGAGAAAAAGAGAAUUGAAGAUGCCAAAAAGUCGAUUGCAAAAUCAAACAAACUUAGUGUUAAUGAUCCUUUUGUGUACUCGGAAUUGCAAUUGAUCCAAGCAGGUAUCGAUAGAGAGGAAUUGGCUGGUAAUGCAUCAUGGAAGGAGUUGAUUACAGGAAAACCAGCAAUUUUCAGAAGAGUCAUUACUGGUGUCUCCUUGGCCUCAUUACAACAAUUGACCGGUGUAAAUUACUUCUUUUAUUUUGCAACCACCAUUUUCAAAGCUGUUGGAAUGAGCGACUCCUUUAUUACUUCAAUCAUCUUGGGUGCCGUGAAUUUCCUUUCCACAUUUGUCAACAUUUGGGCCAUUGAAAGACUUGGUAGAAGAGUGUGUUUGUUAAUUGGUUCCGCUGGUAUGUUUGUUUGUUUCAUCAUAUACUCAGUUCUCGGAUCAGUCAACUUGUACAUCACCGACGAGUCUGGUGAGGAAACAACUGACUUGACUACAGGAAAAGCUAUGAUCUUCAUUACUUGUUUGUACAUCUUCUUCUUUGCUUCAACAUGGGCUGGUGGUGUUUUUACCAUCUUAUCCGAAAUUUAUCCAUUGAGAGUCAGAGCCAAGUCCAUGUCUGUUGCCAUUGGUUCAAAUUGGCUUUGGGGUUUCCUUAUCUCAUUCACAUCAUCAUUCAUCAUUAACUCAAUCCGUUUCUACUAUGGUUUUGUGUUCACUGGUUGUCUUGCUGUUUCAUUCGUAUUUGUUUACUUCUUCAUUAUGGAAACUAAAGGAUUGAGCUUGGAAGAAGUUGACGAGUUGUAUGCGCAACGCGUAUUACCAUGGAAAUCAUCUUCAUGGGUCCCACCUUCGGCAGAAGUCAUGGCUACUUCUACUGGCUACGCUAAGCCAGUUCACGAACACGCAUAA
Molecule: messenger RNA, 1656 nt
Organism: Lodderomyces oxycetoniae
Lineage: Eukaryota; Fungi; Ascomycota; Pichiomycetes; Serinales; Debaryomycetaceae
Product: sugar porter family MFS transporter
Exons: 1
Coding region: 1-1656 (551 amino acids)
Biological process (GO): transmembrane transport; carbohydrate transport
Cellular component (GO): plasma membrane
Molecular function (GO): carbohydrate:proton symporter activity
Source: RefSeq, a predicted model, not a curated record